GAGAAUUCCAUCAUCAUCCCGUCUGGAAUCUCUCUUUUCUUUUACUCUCUUCUUUCACAUCCCAACACAACCCCCCCUUUUGGUCGAACGGCUCGUUUGGCUCUGCCUACUCUCGGUCCGAUCAUGUCCUCCGCACCUUCAGCUGCUGCCCCCAUCAAGGGCAUGCGGAAAAAUGGAAAAAACUGGCAUGAUACCAAGAAGCCGUUCCGCCCUACUUCGGGCAUGACCUCCUACGCUAAGCGACUGGAAGCACGAAAGCACCAUGAAGCCGUGAAGGAACACGAGAAAGAGUUGAAGGAAGAAAAGGAGGCAGAGAGACAGGCGCAUAUCCAAAGAAUCAAGGAUCGUCGAGCCGCUAAGGAGGAGAAGGAACGUUAUGAGAAGAUGGCCGAGAAAAUGCACCGCAAGCGAGUCGAGCGCCUGAAGCGCCGCGAAAAGCGCAACAAGUUGCUGAACUCUUGAUUGCCGUCGGCUCUGGUCCUUCUUUCCUUCCUUAUACUCCCAGCUUCAUUUCUUUUUCUACCUUUUAUUAUUUCGCCUUGUCUGUUGAUCACUAACCCGUCUACAUCUCGUUCGAGUGGUGGCUGAUGUACCCCCACGCCGUAAACUUUGUAUCAUUCACCUUUACACCAUGUUUCCUUUCUUGCCGGGUUUGGGAAUUACGGCCGAUUGAUGGCUACUGUUUCAUGACAAGUGGAGUUCGCU
Messenger RNA from Aspergillus eucalypticola CBS 122712, 705 nucleotides. Its product is annotated as CGR1 family protein. The transcript is spliced from 3 exons. NCBI's taxonomy places the organism in Eukaryota, Fungi, Ascomycota, Eurotiomycetes, Eurotiales, Aspergillaceae. The record is from RefSeq and is a predicted model, not a curated record. The coding region runs from base 124 to 462 and encodes 112 amino acids.